GACUGUCUUUGGGAGGAAAAAAAAAGUUAACUUUCACCUGUUUGAUAGCUAGCUUCGCUUUUUAAGCCACUUCCGCGUGUCAAGCCAGCGACUUCCUAUGCGACAACAGCGACAACUCAACAUCAGUGAUUGAGAAUAUGGACAGAAUGAAUGUGCCCCCUGUGGGCCCCAUGGACCUCCCUCUGUCCCUGCUGGAGAUGGGAUGCUCUGGCAGGUUUGAAGUCAUCACACAUCCUUCACCCGGCCUGCCUUUCCCUCCACAGACUACACUCCCCAAUGGUCUUCCCCCCACCAGCCUGAGUCUGGAGGCUGAAGUAAAGAAACAGUUUUUACAGGACCCAGCCUGGCUUCCUUUACACGACACAGACUUUGCCUUCAAGAGGUUUCUCAAAGUGACAGAGAGAACCAUGAACAUCGACUCCCUUCUCAACUGCACUCAGUCUCCGCUCCAUUCUGGCCUGUCUGUCGUCAGAGAUCCAACUACAGGGAUGUUGCUGGAUUUCACAGAGGUUUUAUUGGAGAACACUGGCCUUUCGGCGAAGAACUCUCUGUCAUUACAGCGCAAACCCGGACCUCCUUCAGAGAGCCUGAGAGGUAGCAACACAAACUAUCCCUUCCUGCCUGGGGGUAUGGAGGAACUUACUCUGGACCAAAUCAAGAACAAAUCUGAACUGGAGCAGGAAAUAGACUUUGAAAAUGAUUUGCUCAGAAUUCCACCUGGUUUUAAAGCUGGAAUGGACUUCACUGAUAAAGAAGCGAAAAUAGCGAAGCCAGAGGUCAACCUCAUGUCGCUGCUGUCGGCUUCUGAUGAUGUCACUGACUUGGUGGCUGAUGGAAGCGGGAAGGUGGAAGACCAAGGACCCGAGGAGGCUAAAAAACUACCAAGAACAAACAGCCUCGACGACCUGGGCAUCCAAGAGGCUGUGUCAUCCUCCUCACGCUCCAACAAGGGAAAAGAUGUGAACUCAAAGCAGAAUGAGAAGCCAGAAGAAAAUAAGAAAUGGGCCGUUCCUGUGGACAUAAGUUCACCUUGCGAGGAUUUCUACAAACGCAUUCCCCAUCCAGCUUUCAAGUGGCCGUUUGAGCUAGACGUAUUCCAGAAACAAGCCAUAUUGCGACUGGAGGCCCACGAAUCUGUGUUUGUGGCCGCGCACACGUCCGCUGGCAAGACCGUGGUGGCCGAAUAUGCCAUCGCCCUUUCCCAGAAACACAUGACAAGGACCAUCUACACUUCCCCAAUCAAGGCCUUGUCCAAUCAGAAGUUCAGAGACUUCAAGACCACGUUUGGGGAUGUGGGUCUCCUGACAGGUGACGUCCAAAUCAGUCCAGAGUCUUCCUGUCUCAUCAUGACCACUGAGAUCCUCAGGUCUAUGCUGUACAACGGUUCUGAGGUCAUCAGAGACUUGGAGUGGGUCAUAUUUGACGAGGUCCACUACAUUAAUGACGCAGAGAGAGGGGUUGUGUGGGAGGAGGUUCUGAUCAUGCUUCCCGAUCAUGUCAGCAUCAUUCUCUUGAGCGCCACGGUGCCAAACGCUCUGGAGUUUAGCGAGUGGAUUGGCCGCAUUAAGAAGAGGCAUAUUUACGUGAUCAGCACAUUGAAGAGGCCUGUGCCUUUGGAGCAUUAUUUGUACACUGGAAAUAACACAAAGACCCAAAAGGAGAUGUUCCUGCUGGUGGAUGCUGCAGGAAACUUCCUCACUAAAGGGUACUACGCAGCUGUGGAUGCCAAAAAGGAACGCACCAGCAAAUAUGCCCAGUCUUUUGGCACAAAAAACACACCUCAGAACACCUCCGCUAGUCAGGACCGAGCGGUGUGGCUCACCCUCUUGCACUUCCUGUCCCAGCGGCAGCAGACUCCUGUGGUGGGCUUCACGUUCUCCCGCACACGCUGUGACGAGAACGCCCGCUCGCUGGACUCCAUGGACUUGACCACAUCCAUAGAGAAGGCCGAGAUCCACUCAUUCUUCCAAAAGAGCCUGAGUCGCCUCCGAGGAGGCGAUAGACAGCUUCCACAGAUUGUGCUCAUGAGAGACCUAUUGAAGAGAGGAGUGGCUGUCCAUCAUAGUGGAAUCCUGCCCAUACUCAAGGAGGUCAUUGAGAUGCUCUUCUCGAGAGGUCUUGUAAAGGUGCUGUUUGCGACGGAGACGUUUGCAAUGGGAGUGAACAUGCCUGCCAGGACUGUGGUGUUCGACAGCAUCCGGAAACAUGACGGAACCGGCUUUAGAAAUCUGCUGCCUGGUGAAUAUAUUCAGAUGGCGGGCAGAGCAGGCAGAAGAGGUCUGGACGCAACAGGCACCGUCAUCAUCCUCUGCAAAGCCGGCGUUCACGAGAUGUCUGAUCUGCAUGUCAUGAUGCUGGGUAAGCCCACCACCCUCCACUCACAGUUCAGACUGACUUACACCAUGAUACUCAACCUGUUGCGAGUUGAGGCUCUCCAUGUGACGGACAUGAUGAGGAGGAGCUUCUCUGAAAGCCACAGAGACACUCAGGCUCAAGAGCAGAGGAUCACACAGCUGAAGAAAGCAUUGGCCACGCUACCUCCUCUGGCUCACGAGGGCCAGCUGUCUGAUCUGUUGCCGUACUACCACACUGUGACAGAGCUACGAACUACGAGAGACAUCCUCCAGCAUGCUAUUCUGGAGUCGGUCAAUGGGCUGAAAGCUCUGUCUGUCGGCCGAGUUGUUCUGGUGAACAACAAACAGCAUCUCAACGCUCUGGGAGUUAUCCUGCAGGUGUCCAAUGAUGCAGUGAAUCGCACCUUCACAGCGCUCAUUAUGUGUGAGAAAGGCAACGAGGAGUGGGAAGGAAACGACGGUGACAGCCGAGCGUUUCCUCACCUCUACAACACUGCACUCUUCAUCCCUGAAGGUCCAUGCAGCCACACGGUGCAGAAGCUAAAGCUACAGGACAUCACUGCCAUCACAGUGAAGACCCUGAAAGUGAUUCCUGACAGAAUCAUUGACAACUAUCAUAAGAGACAACAGCCCAGAUUCAGAAAUGAACCUCCUGGCCAGGCCAUCUCCACAGCCACCCAGGAGCUCUUGCGAAUGGCUGAGGCAAACCCCGGCGGCAUCGGCGCCCUCGACGCGGUGAACGACCUCCAGCUGAAGAGCGUCGACGUGGUCGAGGCAUCCCUGCGCCUCCGCGUGUUGCAGGACAGCCUGAAGGAUUUCAACUGCAUCCACUCACCGACUUUCGUAGAGCAGUUUGCACAGGUUAAGGAGAGGAUGAGUGUGCAGGAGGAGCUCGACAAGCUGCUCUUUUUGGUGUCUGACCAGUCACUGUCUCUGCUGCCUGAGUACCACCAGAGGAUCAAGGUACUGCAGUCUCUCCAGUACAUAGACAGCAGCGGCGCGGUGCAGCUCAAAGGCCGAGUGGCAUGUCAGAUCAGCAGCCACGAGCUGCUGCUCACCGAGCUGCUGUUCGAGAACGUGCUGAGCCCUCUGGCGCCUGAGGAGAGCGCCGCCCUGCUGUCCUGUUUGGUCUUCACACAGAAAACGCAAGUGGAGCCACACAUUACCAACACACUUCAAGAGGGCAUUGAUCGGGUGUUAUCGGUAGCUCAGCGUAUCGGAGAGCUCCAGAGGGAUUGUGGGUUGCCACAGACUGCAGAAGAAUUUGUGGGCCAGUUGAAGUUUGGCCUGACAGAGGUGGUCUACUGCUGGGCUAGAGGCAUGCCCUUCGCAGAGAUCGCCCAGCUGACAGACGUCCAGGAAGGCACGGUGGUCCGCUGCAUCCAACGUCUGGACGAGGUCCUGAAGGAGGUGCGGCAGGCCGCACGCAUCGUGGGUGACUCCGUGUUGGGGAGCAAGAUGGAGAAGGCCUCCCUCGCUAUCAGGAGGGACAUCGUCUUUACCGCUUCCCUCUACACCCACUGAGAGAUGGGAGAUGGGUACUUACAAAGCAAACAGUUCAUUUCAGCUCAACACGGUGGUGCAUUUUUUUUAAUGGUAAAUCCUGAUCUGGCUUGUGUCGUGUGUAGGGUUGAGCAUCGUUUGAAUUUGAAUGAUCCUGGCUCCCGUUCGGAUUCCUCGUUUCGAUUCCGGUUCCUAACUAUUCUCAAUCUCGAUGCUUUUAAAAGGCUUUUAAAAGGCAGGGUCAUAAAAGUUUGCAUGGUUUAAAAGAGGGCACUAACCAGAGUUCUUUUUGGAUGAACUUCUCAUAAUCUGAACUUUUUAUCAGCUGUACUAUUUCUGACAGGACUACUCAACCAGUAUAUAAAUAUCAAACCCUUCAAUUUGCAUAUAAAUGUUAUGAAGUUUUCUUUUUUACAGGACUACACUUUUACAAAGAUGUUUACUUUGGAAUAGUAGUAUACUUUGUGUGCUGCCUCAAAGGGCUCUUAUUUUGUUAACACAACAACACAAUAUUGCCCAAAGCGCUCUUAUUUUGAAGGCUGGAAGUGUGUUGUGUGAGUUGAGAAGAUUCCUUGAUGGUUCCUAACAGAGACGGCCUGUGCAAUGAUAAACUUGGCUAGCCGUAGCUCCUUUAUUUACUUUAUUAUCCUUUAUUUAUACCGAACUUCCACAACAGCCUGCAUCCUGAAACUCUCGAUUACACCGACAUGAGACGAGACGUCAUUUACUCUUUAACUUCCCUGAUUCUGACUGCUCAGAGGAAGUCCGACGUAGCACAUGAAAGACGAAGUACUCUGUUAUUUCUACACCAUGAAUUUGUGAACAUUAACCAUGUUGGUUGUGCACCCUCCUCCGCAUGAUAUCAUUGUGUUGCAAAUGUUGCGCUGAGACGACCGCUCUUUUUUUUUUUUUUUUUUAAUGAAGUUAAGCCAAGCUUUUUAGCCGCGUCUUCUUCGCUGGUGCUCGCCGGCUUCUUCUUCAUGGGUGUUUGCGGCUAUCUUGCAUUCGGCAAAACUAGAAAUCAAAAUAAAAACAUUUGAACGAUCCCGGGAGAAUCGGAAUGUUAGUCCCGGUUCCCAUUGAUGCUCGAGACUCGAUGCCCAACCCUAGUCGUGUAGGGGGUAUGGUGGUAUUUGCAUCAUAUUUGCAGCCUUUAUUUUAAAGAAGACAAAGAUUAUUAUUAUUGUUAGGAUGAUGAGCAUUUUUUUGUCAUGAAUUACACCCAACAAAAUUAAUAAUCUGAGUUUUUGAGAAGAAAGUGGUAAAUUUACAAGAAGAAAGUCGUAAAUUAACAAGAAAAAAAAGUCGCAAUAUUACGAGAAGAAAGUCAUAAACUUACGACUUUGUCCUUUAGUCUAAGUUUACAAGAAUAAAGUCGUAAUUUAACAUGUCCGAGGGAAAACGGAGCAUCGCUCUUCAGGAAGGAAGGAAACUUUCGUCUUGCUUCAGGCGAGCUUUUAUCCAUAACAUGGCAGCAAAACAGCAGUUGAGCACA
Messenger RNA from Dunckerocampus dactyliophorus (ringed pipefish), 5352 nucleotides. RefSeq names its product SKI2 subunit of superkiller complex (gene skic2). The transcript has 30 exons. Bases 138 to 3878 code for a protein of 1246 amino acids. Gene Ontology annotation, molecular function: ATP binding; RNA helicase activity; RNA binding. Gene Ontology annotation, biological process: nuclear-transcribed mRNA catabolic process, 3'-5' exonucleolytic nonsense-mediated decay. Gene Ontology annotation, cellular component: Ski complex. The record is from RefSeq and is a predicted model, not a curated record. Lineage: Eukaryota; Metazoa; Chordata; Actinopteri; Syngnathiformes; Syngnathidae.